This is a messenger RNA of Aspergillus brunneoviolaceus CBS 621.78, 1580 nucleotides long. RefSeq names its product elongin A domain-containing protein. Gene Ontology annotation, biological process: transcription elongation by RNA polymerase II. Lineage: Eukaryota; Fungi; Ascomycota; Eurotiomycetes; Eurotiales; Aspergillaceae. The coding region runs from base 193 to 1242 and encodes 349 amino acids. The record is from RefSeq and is a predicted model, not a curated record. Gene Ontology annotation, cellular component: elongin complex; nucleus. The transcript has 4 exons.
CUUCGGGCUCGACAAAAGGCGCAUACAAAGAACUUCAAUGGGUCAGGGCUGCUCUCGCGAUGGCGGUUUAGGCUUUUAAGACUUCUUCUAUAUAUGUCUUCUAUGUUCGACUUUCACAUUCUGGUCAUAUGUGAUAAAUAUCUCAUGCCCAGAACUUGGUUAUUAUAUGAUUUUGCCCCCGAUUAAAAGAAAAUGCCGCCGCCCUCAUUACUCCAGCUUUGCACGGCAACUGCGAUCAGGAACGUCAAAUAUCUAAAUGAUAUCGGAAACAUCCCUUAUGCCCUUGCUCGUCCGUUCCUCCUCAAGGUGGAGAGUCCGGAGAAACUGAGAGCAUUGGAAAUCCAGUCGCCUCAUCUCAUGCGCGAUGACGAAGAAAUAUGGCGUGAAUUUAUCGAGCGGGACAUCCCAGAAUCGCACAGGGACGCUGUGCCCGAGAAGUCAGAUUGCUGGUAUGACGUAUAUCGCGAGCUUCAGGAAGAAGUACAACGGGCAGUUGAUGAGGAUGCAGAGAAACUCAAGAUGGCGCUGGAUGGGAUCAGCUCCGAGAGAGCCAAGCACAGUGCCAAAUUCAUUACGGACCGGCGCCUACCCGGUCAGAGGCCUACUGCGAAGCAGCGCUACGCUUCCUACGAUCGGAAGAUGGGCGGCAUCAAACCAGUAUUCACUCCCGCGAGGACUGGACUGGGCUCCUCAGAUCCGUUAGGAGCGCCUGCCUGGCAAUUCGAACGACCCUCCGUACCACGGGAGACAAAGAAGAAGAACAGCAUUUUCACCGCCACGAAGCGCAAUAGUGUGCUGGCCAUCCCAACAAAGCAGCUCAACAACAGAGCUUCGCAGGUCAGACAGGCUCCACGGUCCUUGAUUGAGGAACAUCGGCGUCCUGCCGAGCCUCCCGUCCCCCGCCGACGAGAUAACAUGGCUCUAGCUAUGAGGGCACCCGGACGGUCCCGGAUGCAGAGUGCUGCGGUUUCUGCAGGCCAGAAUAACCUAGCAGUCAACUCCACCCUCCGGGAUAGGGAAGCUCGACUCCGGGCAAUAGCCUCCGGACGACCAGCAGGCACUCUGGGGAUUUCGCCUGCUUCAGAAACCACGGCGCGGACUGCACGCCCAGGAGUGGCGGCAUCACCCUCUACGACAGAUGCAGGUGACUCGACCGCGCCUGGAGCCCGUCCUCCUAUGGUUCGGAAAAGACCUGCGCCCGCUAAUCCUUUCCUCCAACCCAAGAAGAAAAGAUUGAACUGACAUAUAAGUUGGUAUAUGAUAUUCGAAUAAUGAUUUCUUCUUUGAGCCAUAUAUAGACCGCUCUUAGACCUGGACCGUGCUGUCCUUUCCAAUAAUGGCUGGCAUCCCGCAUCCUUUUGACCGUCAUUCUAUUUGCCACUAUUCUAUUCCCAUGAUUUGCGUUUCUUCACCUUCCUCUUUUUUUUGGCCACCAGAGCGCACUUAGACAUGGUUGGCUUCAGAUUCAUCAAUGACCUUUUUCCAUCUGCUGGUGGUGGUCAUAUCUAGAACGGGUUUUAGGGCGAACGGGCUUGAACUUAUUCUCCGCACGAGGUCUAUGAAUUUAAUAUACUUUCUGC